Messenger RNA from Rhinichthys klamathensis goyatoka, 5473 nucleotides. It is a transcript of the gene igfn1.1, whose product is annotated as immunoglobulin like and fibronectin type III domain containing 1, tandem duplicate 1. Lineage: Eukaryota; Metazoa; Chordata; Actinopteri; Cypriniformes; Leuciscidae. Gene Ontology annotation, molecular function: protein binding. Bases 180 to 5219 code for a protein of 1679 amino acids. The record is from RefSeq and is a predicted model, not a curated record. The transcript is spliced from 26 exons.
GGAACAACACACACACACACACACACACACACACUCAAAGGAUUUAUUACCUUGGACAACUUGGAAGCAGCACUCAAAUAUCAGAAGAGGCCAGAGCACUUUGAAAGAAGCAAGAGAGGAGCACAGAGAACUGUGAACAGAGAUACUUCUGAAUUCUUGAGCCAUUGGACUGCAUCAAGAUGAUGAAAAAAGCCAAGGUUUUAGAUCCAACUGCUGCCGGGCAAGGCGGCAUCAAAAGGAGAUCUAAGGUUCCUGGUGUUAUGAUUACACAGUAUCUUGAGGAACUUCCUGAGGGGAUGACAACUCCCGACUUCACACGUAAACCCAUCGCUUUAACCAUUCAAGAAGGAAAGCUGGCCAUUUUUAAAGCCAAAGUGAAUGGGAAUCCAACACCCACUGUAACCUGGCGUAGAGCUAAAGGAGAAAUGAAUGAUCCCCAAAAGUUUCUGAACAAAUAUGACCCCACAACUAAUGAACACACUUUGGAGAUACCUAAAGUCAGUGGUGAUGAAGUCGACACUUACAAAUGCUACGCCACAAAUGAAUAUGGGAAGGCUGUUUGCACUGUUGUCCUAAAUGUCAUUGAAGUUGGAUUCAAAAAAGACAAAGAAAUAAAAAAGUCUGAAACAGCUGUAGGUGACCCAACAGAGUUUAGAAAGAACCUCAGGAAAGGUGCUGGCAAAAAAAGUGAAGAGAAAAGGGAAGGUGACAUUGACGACUCAGUUUGGGAAUUGCUGCUGAGUGCUGAGAAGAAAGACUACGAAAGCAUUUGCGUCGAGUAUAAAAUCACUGAUUUCCGUGGCAUGCUAAAGAAACUGGUCGAGAUGAAGAAAGAAAGAGAAGAGGAGCAGGCACAGUUCAUCCAACAUCUCAGUAAUCUCAAACCCAUUGAGGUGAAGGCUGAGGGUGCUGCAACCUUUGAACUGGAAAUGGAGCUCAAAGACCCCAACAGUCGCAUUUUUCUGUACAAGGAUGGUGUCAUGAUUCCAUUCACCAAAGAAGCUGAAGGAGAUAUGAAACACGGUCUAAAACAAGUUGGCAAGAAGUAUAUCUUCACUGUUAAAAAUCUCAAUCCAGAAGAUGCAGGAAUCUAUCAAGUGGAUGUUGAGGGUGUCAAUAUCUUUUCAACGGAUUUCAAGAUUCCCCCUGUGGACUUUGCCCUGAAGAUUAAGGAGGUGACGGCCCAGGAGAGAGAGGAUGCCAUCUUCGAGUGUGUCUUAACUCAGCCCAUUAAUGAGAUAGUUUGGACCCUAAAAAAUACACCUCUCCCUAACAAUGAAAAAUAUGAGAUUACUUCUUCAGAGGAUAAACUGAUCCACCGUCUGAGAAUCAUUGAUUGUAUGCCUUUGGAUGCUGGAAUCUAUGCUGCUCUAGCCGGCAUUAAGUCUUGCAGUGCUUGGCUGAUUAUAGAAGCUGACAAAGAUCCAGCAACAAAGGGCAAGAAGAAAGCCCGUAAAACCACUCAGGCAGGCGGAGCUGGAGAUGACUUGCAGAAGAUUGCUGCUGAGCAGGCUGAGAAGCACAAGAAAGAGAUGGCAGAAUCUUUGGAGGCAGCUAAAAAACUCCAGGCUGAACGAGAGGCAGCUCAAGCUGAAGCCAAAGCUAAAGCUGCAGCUGAAGCCGAAGCAGCAAAAGCGGCCGCUCAGGCGGCUGCAUCUUCCGCGGCCGCAGCUGCUGCUAAAGCUUCAGAGGAUGCUCUUGCUGCAGCUAAAGCCAAAGGUGUAUCUGAGGCCGAUGCUAAAGCCGCGGCAGAUGCAGCGGCACGGGCUGCAGCAGCUAAAGCCAAAGCCAAAGCUCAGGAAGAGGCCAGGAAGCAGGCUGAACUCAAGGCCUUAAGUGAAGGCCUGAGUGCUGAGCAAUCUGCUGCGGCGGGGGCUGCGGCAAGUGCUGCAAUGGCUGCACAGGCAGCAAUGCUUGAGAAGGCUGGAGCUGGAGGUAGAGGUGGAGCUGCAGGGGCGGUAGGAGCGGUGGGGGCUACAGGAGCUACUGGUACCGGAGAAGGUGGAGGAGCCGGUGGGGCUGGAGGUGCUGGAGGAGCCGGUGGAGCUGGAGGAGCCGGUGGAGCUGGAGGGGUGGAUGGAGCAGGAGGAGUCGGUGGAGCUGGAGGGGCGGGUGGAGCUGAUGGAGCUGGAGGAGCCGGUGGAGCUGAUGGAGCUGGAGGAGCCGGUGGAGCUGGAGGGGCGGGUGGAGCUGAUGGAGCUGGUGGUCCUGGAGGAGCCGGUGGUGCUGGUGGAGCUGGAGCUGCUGGUGGGGCUGGAGGAGCUGAUGGCUCUGGUGGAAGCGGUGGUGAUGGAGGAGGUGACGAAGAAGAAAAAAAGCGUCAGCGAGCAGGACCUCUUGUACCCGAGACUGUUAUAGGAAACUCAAACACACCCAGCCCAGUUCCAGAUGUAAACAAGGAGCAUUGUAAGCAGGAAGGGGAAGCUGUGGGCCGUACCCGUGUAAGACAAGGCCCACUGAUACCAGACACGGUGAUUGGUGGAGGUAACCCAUCAGAUAAGGAAACCCCAUCAGGGUCUGGCAACCCAUCAGGUUCCAGUAAUCCAUCAGGUUCCGGUAACCCAUCAGGUUCAGGAAACCCGUCAGGUUCUGACAACCCUUCAGGUUCCGAGAACCCAACCGGGUCCGGUAGCGCAUCAGGUUCUGGCAGCCCAUCAGGUUCUGGGGACCCACCAGGACCUGGGAAGCCACCAGGUCCCGGAGGCCCAACAGGGGGCAGCACUGAAGCUACAGGGGAAGAAAAAGGUGCUGAAGAUGAAAAGGAUGAGUCAGCAAAAGCUGGCAAGCGUUCAGGCCGUAAAAAACAUGGCCUACAGGUUCCGGAUGCAGUUGUUGAUCCUGGUGUUUACUUUUCUGCUGGGCUGGAAGACUGCAAAGCUAUUUUGGGAGAGGCGGCUGAACUGGUCUGCAAACUCAGUGCUGACUGUGAGGGUGUCUGGUCCAAAGAUGGCGACGAGAUUGCUGAAGGCACUGAGGGUAUAACCAUCAGUAAAGACGGAGUCCUUCACAAACUGAAAAUUGACAAAGUAACAGAAGAAUUUGCUGGAAAAUAUCGAUUUGAGGCUGAUGGGCGUAAAACCGAGUGUGAGAUUGCAGUUGAAGAUCCACCAAGAUUCGAUGCAAAGGAAAUUGAAGUAUUUUCAAAACCAAUUGUGAUCAAACACAAUCAGAAAGCCACCUUUAAAGUUCCUUUUAUUGGCCGUGAGCCAUGCAAAGUUCAGUGGUACAAAGAUGGUGAGGAGCUCAUGCCAGACACUCACUGCAAGAUUGAGAUUUCAGAGGGUGAAAGCCGUCUGCUUCUCACCAAAUUACAGCGUAAAGACACUGGGGAAAUCAAAAUCAAAAUCAAAAAUGAGUUUGGCACAGUGGAAGCCCUUUCUAGCCUAGUUGUACUUGAUAAACCUACCAUCCCACUUGGACCUCUGGAGAUCAUUGAAGCAUCUUCCAACAGCAUCGAGAUCAAGUGGAGACCACCAAAAGAUGAUGGUGGUUGCCCUAUUAAACAUUACAUACUUGAACGCAACCAAAUUGGACGCAACACAUGGAAAAAAAUAGGCCAGAUUCCAGGUGAAGCCCACUAUAAAGACACUGAUGUUGACCAUGGAAGGAGAUACUGCUACCGAAUCAGAGCCCAGAGUGAUGAAGGCACCAGUGAACUGAUGGAAACAGAGGAUGUGCAGGCUGGAACUAAAGCAUAUCCUGGUCAGCCAUCUAGUCCUAAAGUAGCCAGUGCCUUCAAAGACUGCAUCAACCUGACAUGGACUCCCCCGUCCAACACCGGAGGAACCAAUAUUUUAGGUUAUAACUUAGAGAAACGCAAGAAGGGCAGCAACUUGUGGGGCCAAGUCAAUCCAACAGACCAGCCAAUCCAAGCAAAGAAAUAUGCUGUAAAAGAUGUAGUUGAAGGAAUGGAGUAUGAAUUCCGUGUGUCCGCCAUCAACAUAUCUGGAGCUGGUGAAGCAAGUCACCCUUCAGAAUUUGUGUUCGCAAGAGAUCCAAAAAAACCCCCUGGUAAAGUCAUUGACCUUAAAGUCACGGACUCCACCUACAAUACUUUGUCCUUGUCUUGGACUAAACCAAAAGUAGACCCUGGGGUUCAGGAUGAGGCCAAGGGGUACUUUGUCGAAAUCAGACCUACUGAGAACCCAGAGUGGGAUCGAUGCAACUCAAAUGCCAUCAUCAUGAGCACCUACACUGUAAAGGGAAUGAAAUCAAUGGCCAUGUACUGGAUUAGAGUGGUCGCCGCCAAUGAAGGUGGAGAGGGAGAGCCACAAGAGUUGGACAACUACAUUUUGGCUAUGCCUCCUCCAGUGAGACCAAGAUUCACAGAUGCUAAGAUCAAGAGUUUCAUGGUGGUCAGAGCAGGAAAUUCUGCACGAGUCACUAUCAACUUUGAGGCUUCCCCUUGGCCUGACGUCAUCUGGCUUAAAGAUGGUGUCCCUGUGUCCAAACGUGUCACUAUUAGCAAUGCUGAGGGGGGCUCUCAGAUCCUGAUCCCAUCUGCAGAACGUAACGAUACAGGAAUCUAUACCAUCCUAGUAAAGAACAUUGUGGGACAAGAGACCUUCAGUAUUGAGAUUAGAGUUACAGACGAACCAAAGCCCCCAGGUCCCAUAGAGUUGGACGAGAACGUUCCGGGCACGGUGACAGUUUCCUGGGAACCAUCUCCAGACGAGAAACGUGAUGAUCGCCUGCAUUACACGGUGACCAAGAGAGACUCCACCAAGAGGACCUGGCACACUGUAGCAGACCGUAUCUUCAACAACCGUUUCACAGCCUGUAACAUCAUGCCAGGGAGAGAAUACCAGUUCCGUGUCUACUCCAAAAAUGACAUUGGUCUGUCUGCCCCUUCUGAGUCACCAAAAUGGCUAAUCACAAGAAAGAAAGAAAAAUUCACACUGACCAUCCCAGAGUCCAAGACCUGCAACUUAGAGAAGCCUCCGAGGUUUAUGGUCCCCCUGAAAAUCCACACAGCCCCACAAGGCUAUGAGUGCUACAUGAGCUGUGCCGUGAGAAGCAACCCUGCACCCCACAUCACCUGGUACCGCGACAACGUCAGCCUCAACACUAACACCAACUACUUAAUAACUAACACCUGUGGAGUGUGCUCCCUGCUCAUUCUCAGGGUUGGACCCAAAGACACGGGAGAGUAUAAAAUCAUCGCUGAGAACCAGCUGGGAAGAGCAGAGUGCUCCACCAAUCUCACAGUGAGAGAAUAAAACCAUGGCGUGUGGAGGAUGCCAAAACAAACAUCUUUCCAAUCUUCAUGUUGUUUUUUUUUAGAUUUUAGGCCCUACAUAUUUUUGAAGAAAGAUGUGGCUUGUGCGAACACUACACUGUGUGGCCCUAUUAGACAAAACUGGUAGAAUCAAAUGCAUGUGGUAAAACUUCAUAUAGUCUUACUGUUUUUAAUAGCACAAAAACCUGAAAACAUAAAGAAAAAACUCUACGUGUUGUGCUUCUUGGGUGGCUG